AACGUGGGCUCGCGCCCCGCCUUUGUCUCCCGGGCGCGAGCCGCCGCAGCCCCGCGCCCGCCGAUUGCUGCCAGAGCCGCUUUGUGCCGCGGCGCGGGGGACCGGGGCGUGGAGCCGGCGGGCACAGCCUCAGCAUGGACGUGACCGUCUCGGAGCUCAUGGAGCUCUUCCUGCAGAGCCCGCUGGUGACCUGGGUGAAAACUUUUGGCUCAUUUGGAAGCGGCAACCAGGACAACCUGACAAUGUACAUGGAUUUAGCGGAUGGCAUCUUUUUGAACCAAAUCAUGUUGCAAAUUGACCCCAGACCAACAAAUCAGCGCAUCAACAAGCACGUUAACAACGACGUGAAUCUCCGCAUUCAGAACUUAACCAUCUUGGUGAGAAACAUUAAGACCUACUACCAGGAAGUUCUCCAGCAGCUGAUCGUAAUGAAUUUGCCCAAUGUUUUGAUGAUUGGCAAAGACCCGCUGUCUGGGAAGAGCAUGGAAGAAAUAAAGAAGGUGCUGCUGCUGGUGCUGGGCUGUGCCGUCCAGUGUGAGAGGAAAGAGGAAUUCAUUGAAAGAAUCAAACAGCUGGACAUUGAGACCCAAGCCGGGAUCGUGGCCCAUAUACAGGAGGUGACCCACAACCAGGAGAACGUGUUUGACCUGCAGUGGCUGGAACUCCCGGACGUGGCCCCGGAGGAGCUGGAGGCUCUCUCGAGGAAUAUGGUGUUUCACCUCAGGAGGCUCAUAGAUGAGCGUGACGAGUGCACGGAGCUGAUCGUGGACCUGACGCAGGAGCGGGACUACCUGCAGGCUCAGCACCCACCCAGCCCGCUCAGGUCCUCCAGCGCCGAGUCCACCCCCAGCCCCACCAGCAGCCUCUCCAGCGAGGACAAGCAGCACCUGGCCGUGGAGCUGGCGGACACCAAGGCCAGGCUGCGCCGUGUGAGACAGGAGCUGGAGGAGAAGACUGAGCAGCUUGUGGACACCAGGCAUGAGGUGGACCAGCUGGUGCUAGAGCUUCAGAAGGCCAAGCAGGAGAACAUCCAGCUGGCGGCUGAUGCCCGGUCUGCCCGUGCCUAUCGCGACGAGCUGGACUCCCUGAGGGAGAAGGCGAACCGCGUGGAGAGGCUGGAGAUGGAGCUCGUGCGCUGCAGGGAGAAGCUGCACGACGUGGACUUCUACAAGGCGCGCAUGGAGGAGCUGAGAGAGGACAACAUCAUUUUAAUCGAGACCAAGGCCAUGCUGGAGGAGCAGCUGACUGCAGCCCGGGCCCGGGGCGAUAAAGUUCACGAGCUGGAGAAAGAGAACCUGCAGCUGAAAUCCAAGCUUCACGACCUGGAACUGGACCGGGACACAGACAAGAAACGAAUUGAGGAGCUGCUGGAAGAGAACAUGGUCCUCGAGAUAGCCCAGAAGCAGAGCAUGAAUGAGUCGGUGCACCUCGGCUGGGAGCUGGAGCAGCUGUCCAAGAACGCAGACCUGUCCGAUGCCUCCCGGAAGUCAUUUGUGUUUGAGCUGAACGAAUGUGCCUCUAGCCGCAUCCUGAAGCUAGAGAAGGAGAACCAGAGCCUCCAGAGCACCAUCCAGGGGCUGCGGGAUGCAUCCCUGGCGCUGGAGGAGAGCAGCCUGAAGUGCGGAGAGCUGGAAAAGGAGAACCACCAGCUCAGCAAGAAGAUUGAAAAGUUACAGACCCAGCUGGAGAGAGAAAAGCAGAGCAACCAGGAUUUGGAGACCCUGAGUGAGGAGCUGAUCAAAGAGAAGGAGCAGCUGCAGAGUGACAUGGAGACCCUGAAGGCCGACAGAGCCAGGCAGAUCAAGGAUCUCGAGCAAGAAAAGGAUCAUCUCAACCAGGCAGUGUGGACGCUGCGGGAGAGGUCGCAGGUGAGCAGCGAGGCCCGGGUGAAGGACAUCGAGAAGGAGAACAAAGCCCUCCACCAGACGGUGACGGAGACCAGCAGCAGACUCAGCAAGCUGGAAUUCGAGAAGCAGCAGCUGCACAAGGACUUCGAACAGGCGAAGGAGAAGGUGGAGCGGGUGGAGGAGCUGGAGAAGGAGCUGCACCGGCUGGAGAAGGACAACGAGAAGCUGGCCAAGAAGGUGGCCUCCCUGAAGACCGCCACCGAGAAGGUGGACGCCCUGGAGCGCGAGAGUCGGGGCCUGGCUCUGGAGAACCGGAAGCUCAGGAAGUCGCUGGACACCCUGCAGAACGUGUCCCUGCAGCUCGAGGGUCUGGAGCGGGACAACAAGCAGCUGGACGAGGAGAACCUGGAGCUGCGCAGGAUGGUGGAGACCAUGCGCUUCACCAGUGCCAAGAUGGCUCAGAUCGAGAGGGAGAACCAGGAGCUCGAGCGGGAGAAGGAGGAGCUGAGGAAGAACGUGGAGCUGCUGAAGGCCCUGAGCAAGAAGUCCGAGCGCCUGGAGCUCAGCUACCAGGGCGUGAGCGCCGAGAACCUGCGGCUGCAGCAGACCCUGGAGAGCAGCAGCCAGAAGUCCCAGGCCCUGGAGCAAGAGCUCGGCGAGCUGGAGGCCGAAAACCAGGUCCUGCGGCGCGACCUGGAGGCCCUUCGGCUCUCCCACAAGCAGCUGGAGAGGGCUGAGAAGGACAGGAAGGCCCUGGAGCAGGAGGUGGCCCAGCUGGAGAAAGACAAGAAACUGCUGGAGAAGGAGGCAAAGCGGCUGUGGCAGCAGGUGGAGCUCAAGGAGGCGGUCUUAGAUGACAGCACCGCGAAGCUGUCUGCCGCCGAGAGGGAGAGCCGCGCCCUGGACAAGGAGCUGGCCCGCUGCAGGGACGCGGCCAGCAAGCUGAAGGAACUGGAGAGGGACAACAGGGACCUCACCAAGCAAGUCACCAUGCAUACGAGGACGCUGACCACCCUGAGAGAGGACCUGGUGCUGGAGAAGCUCAAGAGCCAGCAGCUGACCAGUGAGCUGGACAAACUGAGCCAGGGGCUGGAGAAGGUCGGCCUCCACAAGGAGCUGCUGCUACAGGACGAGAGCAACCAUGGCAACACAAAGUUCAAGAUUCUGGAGGACAGAAAUGACUCAUUAAAAACAACAUUAGCCCUGAAAGAAGAAAAGAUUGUGUUUUUAGAAGCUCAGAUGGAAGAGAAGGCCAGCCUGAACCACCAGUUGCAGAAUGAGCUCCAGGUGUUGAAGACCGAGUGUGAGGUCCUCAGGCAGAACCAGCAGGAAGGGAAGCACUUGGAGAACUCUUUCAAACACCCUGUGGACACUCUGGUCACCGGUCUCCAGGGGAAGGAGCCCUGGGGACCCAGCCACAAGGAAGCCACCAUGGAGCUGCUCCGAGUGAAGGACCGGGCCAUCGAGCUGGAACGGAAUAACGCAGCUCUGCAGGCAGAGAAACAGCUGCUCAAGGAACAGCUGCAGCACUUAGAGACCCAGAACGUGGCCUUCAGCAGUCAGAUCCUGACACUGCAGAAACAGAGCGCCUUCCUGCAGGAGCACAACACCACGCUGCAGACCCAGACGGCCACGCUGCAGGUGGAGAAUUCCACUCUGAGCUCCCAGAGUGCCGCGCUCACCGCGCAGUACACGCUGCUCCAGAACCAGCAGACGGCCAAGGAGAGCGAGAAUGAGAACCUGCAGAAGCAGCAGGAGCAGCUGACGGCGGCCUACGAGGCGCUGCUGCAGGACCACGAGCACCUGGCCGCGCUCCACGAGCGGCAGUCCACGGAGUACGAGGCCCUCAUCCGCCAGCACAGCUGCCUGAAGACGCUGCAUCGGAACCUGGAGCUGGAGCACAAGGAGCUCCGGGACAGGCACGACGACAUGCUGAAGCGUCAGGCGGAGCUGGAGGAGCGGGAGAAGGUUCUGAACACCGAGAGGGAGGCACUGCAGCAAGAGCAGAGGACGGGCGCCAUGGCCGUGGGUGAGAACCAGCGGCUGCGGGGAGAGCUGGACAGGGUCAAUUUCCUGCACCACCAGCUGAAGGGGGAGUAUGAGGAGCUGCACGCCCACACCAAGGAGCUGAAAACCUCCCUGAACAACUCACAGCUGGAGCUGAACCGCUGGCAGGCACGGUUUGACGAGCUGAAGGAGCAGCACCAGAACAUGGACAUCUCGCUGACCAAGCUGGACAACCGCUGCGAGCUGCUCUCCCGUCUCAAGGGAAACUUGGAGGAAGAAAAUCAUCACCUCCUGAGCCAGAUCCAGCUGCUGAGCCAGCAGAACCAGAUGCUUCUAGAGCAGAACAUGGAGAGUAAGGAGCAGUACCACGAGGAGCAGAAGCAGUACAUAGACAAAUUAAAUGCCUUACGGAGACACAAGGAAAAACUGGAGGAGAAAAUCAUGGAUCAGUACAAGUUCUAUGACCCUGCUCCCAAGAAGAAAAACCACUGGAUUGGAGCCAAAGCCUUAGUCAAACUCAUCAAACCAAAGAAGGAGGGUUCCAGAGAACGACUGAAGUCAACCGCAGACAGCCCUCCCUGGCAGCUGGAGUCCCCAGACCCGACGACGCCAUCUGCCUCCCAGCCCCUCCGGUUGCAGCCAGACAACCCCGAGACGGCCCCAUCUGGCUCCAACUGUGUGGAAGAGCAGGACCCCCUCAACGGGCCUGUGGGGAAAGGCCCUGGGGACCUAAAACCAAAGCAAGGGUCCCCGCACAGAGGCAGCCUUGACCGCACAGAUGCCUCCGCCGACCCGGCUGUGAAACCCUGGCCCUCGGAGCUGAGCUCCCGGACCUGUUCAACCUCAGCCAUCACUACAACACCUUCCAGCUCUACCCCCAUCUCCCGGCACCCAGGCUGCACCAAAGGCUAUAAUUCAGAUGACAGCCUCUGUGACCCGUCCCUGGAGCUGGAGUUCAACCACAGGCAGUACGUGUCCCGACCAGGCAGCUUGGAGAGCAGUCGAAAUGCAUCCAGCGACAGCUCGCCCCUCAACCUGAAAGGUUCCUCUGACCAGCUCCACAGGAGGUCCGAGAGCUUCAGCAGUGAAGACCUGAUCCCCAGCCGGGACACGGCCACUCUGCCACGGGACGCCAGCACCACGGGACGCGCCGCCCUCAGCCGCCAUGAGUGCCCCCCGCCCCGGAACGGGCCUCUGCCCCAGGAGGGCAUCCAGAAGAGGGGCGCGGGCCAGCCUCACGCUGGGGGACGGCCCAGCUCUGCCUCGCCGAGCAGUGAGAUGGUCACCCUGGAGGAGUUUCUGGAGGAGAGCAACCGGCGCUCCCCCACCCCUGACACUCCCAGCUGCCCGGAUGAUCUGCUAAGUGACUUCUUCAGAAAGGCCAGCGGUCUUCCGGCCAUUGGAAGCCAGCCGGGGCCACCUGCCAGGAGAGAAGGGGCCAAGAUGCCCACCAGCUUUGUGGCCCCUACCAUCAAGAUGCCUGUCAACACCCCUGAAGGGAAGUUGCUGAAGCCUGGACAGUACGUGAAGCCAAACUCCAGACCUGCCGAGGCCGAGGCCCCGCCCAGUGCCCCCCCGAGGCAGGCCCAGCCCCCCCAGAGCCUGUCACUGGGCAGACCCCGGCAGGCCACGAUGCCCCCGACGUCCCACACACCGGCCGGCCGGAGUGCGUCCCUGAGCCGUGCCUUUAGCCUGGCCUCGGCCGACCUUCUCCGGGCCAGUGGGCCAGAGGCUUGCAAACAGGAGGCCCCUCAGAAGCUGGGGGGUCCUGACACCUCAGGGGGCAGAGAAACAGGCAGUCACGUCCUGCAGAGCCCCACGCCCCCCACCUCCCACAGCCUGGCCCGGGAGCGGACCCCGCUUGCGGGAAAGACCUGCGGCAGCUCCGGUCAAGGCCCAGCCCCCCGCAGCCGGCCCCCGGACGUGAGGCGCUUCUCACUGGCUCCCCCAAAGGAGGAGAGGCUGGUCCCCCUGCAGCAGUCUGCCACGGCCCCGGCCAUCGCCUCCGGAGGUGGCGGUGCCUGUGGCAGCAGCUCCCAGCCCCAGCACUUUCCAUCUGCUGCGGCCCCGGCUGCCGGGACCAAACCCCAGACGCCCCCCCACUCAGGGGAGGCGGCCACCAUCGCCCCUGUCCGGGGGGCGCUCAGCCUCUCAGAGAGAGACGGGGUCCUGAGGCAAGGCCACGGUGAGGGCCUCCCUGCCAAGAGUCCGGGUAGGUCUCCCGACUUGGCUCCGCACACCAGCCGGGCCCCUGAGGACUUCAGCCGCGGAAGCAGCUUGAAGAGCACGCCGGUGUCCCCCGAGCCUGGCGGGGACCAGCAGACAGUGUGGUACGAGUACGGCUGCGUGUGACUUGUCCGGACCGGCGGCCCCUGAACCCUGAAACUACUGACUCCCCUUCUGGCGGUGACGGCCUUUGCUUCUGCCCCUGUGGUGCCAGGAAAG
This is a messenger RNA of Neofelis nebulosa (Clouded leopard), 6299 nucleotides long. RefSeq names its product coiled-coil domain containing 88C (gene CCDC88C). Gene Ontology annotation, cellular component: cytoplasm; centrosome. NCBI's taxonomy places the organism in Eukaryota, Metazoa, Chordata, Mammalia, Carnivora, Felidae. The record is from RefSeq and is a predicted model, not a curated record. The transcript is spliced from 30 exons. Gene Ontology annotation, biological process: cytoplasmic microtubule organization; cytoskeleton-dependent intracellular transport. Gene Ontology annotation, molecular function: dynein light intermediate chain binding; microtubule binding. The coding region runs from base 135 to 6206 and encodes 2023 amino acids.